GGAAGCGCUUUCUCCCAGGCGGCAUUCCCUUCCUGUGCAAGGCCGGCUGAGGGUUUCUGCUGCUGCUGUUUCUUCCUCCGGGUUAACAAUCAAGAUGGUACAUGCUGAAGCCUUUUCUCGUCCCUUGAGUCGGAAUGAAGUUGUUGGUUUAAUUUUCCGCUUGACAAUAUUUGGUGCAGUAACAUACUUUACUAUCAAAUGGAUGGUAGACGCAAUUGAUCCAACCAGAAAGCAGAAAGUAGAAGCUCAGAAACAGGCAGAAAAACUUAUGAAGCAAAUUGGUGUGAAAAAUGUGAAGCUUUCAGAAUAUGAAAUGAGUAUUGCUGCUCAUCUGGUAGAUCCUCUUAACAUGCAUGUUACUUGGAGUGAUAUAGCAGGUUUAGAUGAUGUYAUUACAGAUCUGAAAGAUACAGUCAUCUUACCUAUCAAAAAGAAGCAUUUGUUUGAAAAUUCUAGGCUUCUGCAGCCUCCAAAAGGUGUUCUUCUCUACGGACCUCCAGGCUGUGGUAAAACAUUAAUUGCCAAGGCUACAGCUAAAGAAGCAGGCUGUCGGUUUAUUAACCUUCAACCUUCAACAUUGACUGAUAAGUGGUAUGGAGAAUCUCAAAAAUUGGCUGCUGCUGUUUUCUCCCUUGCCAUAAAGCUACAGCCUUCCAUCAUCUUUAUAGAUGAAAUAGACUCUUUUCUACGGAAUCGUUCAAGCUCUGAUCAUGAAGCUACAGCCAUGAUGAAAGCUCAGUUUAUGAGUCUCUGGGAUGGUUUGGAUACUGAUCAUAGCUGCCAGGUCAUAGUAAUGGGAGCUACUAAUCGUCCUCAGGACCUUGACUCAGCUAUAAUGAGAAGAAUGCCUACAAGAUUUCAUAUCAACCAGCCUGCUCUAAAACAAAGAGAAGCAAUCUUGAAGCUCAUCUUGAAAAAUGAAAAUGUGGAUAGGCAUGUAGACCUGCUAGAGGUUGCCCAGGAAACUGAUGGCUUUUCAGGAAGUGACCUAAAAGAGAUGUGUCGAGAUGCUGCCCUCCUCUGUGUCAGGGAAUACGUUAAUUCUACAUCAGAAGAAAGUCAUGAUGAAGAUGAAAUUCGGCCUGUGCAACAGCAGGACCUCCAUCGAGCAAUUGAAAAGAUGAAGAAAUCAAAGGAUGCAGCAUUUCAGAAUGUUUUAACACAUGUUUGUUUAGAUUAAGAGUAAAGAUCAUUUGUACAGUUUGGUGAUCUAGUUCUGUGUGCCCUCUUAUUAUGGAAAUAGAGUGAAAGGAGUGCUCUUAAAACAUUGAGGGAGUUCCGUGUUUAUGGUUUUUUACUCUGAAUUCUAAGUUAUUGAGGUAUAGUUGUUAUGUAAAUGGCAUGACUACUUUUCAGAAAUCAUGAGGAGGAACAAUUUAAUCCAGCCCAAGUGUGGGUGCUUGCGUUUGACCUCUUUAGCCAUAUGUUGUUAYAGCCUUAUAGAAUCUAAGCUGGUCUUAAAGUAAUAAAUGAUUCAUUGGGUCAUUAGUGAGAAAUGGGAAUGUGGUAGGUGCUGGUUCCUAGAUAUGUAUGUGUGUGUGUGUGUGAGAGAGAGUAUGUAUGUGUGUAUAUUAAUUGUAUAUAUCCACUCAUUUUUUUAUUGACAUUCUGUAGAUAUGUUUGAAUACAGAACUUUUUUUUACCCCAACUACUGAAUCCAAAAGUACUGGAAUGGUAUAUAGCAAAACUAAGAUUUAAGGUUGUGUCCAAUAGGUACAGUGAUUCAGUCAUUUCCAAUUGUCAUUUGUUUUAUCUUUUUUAAACUGAACAUUUCUUUGUCUGCAGUUGAUCAGUUGAAUCAGCUACGUCUGAAUAUAUACUCGUGGCUUUGUCAUAAUGGCUGACAGGAUAAUGAAAUACAAAUACUUGUUCAGUGAUCAGCAUUGGGUAGUUGUUAGGCAGACAUGGUCAACACUGAUUUUGCCUCUUUUCAUAAGCACAUCGAGCAGACUUUUUAAGUUCUAAAUUGAUUGAUUUAGGUGRAUUGAAAGGCUUUCAAAAGAAUAAGUUUGAAAAAUUUCCGUGCCCUUCAUGUGCAUGACUUAUUUUCCUUUCUUCUUUUAAUGUAACAGUUCUGUUGUAACCAUGUGUUUCUUAAAUGUUUGUUCUUUAAUUAUGGUCAAAUAUAAUUUGGUCACCAAAAAUGAAAUGAUAGUUUAAAAUAAGUAGCUAUUACUAAAUGUACUAAGAAUACUCAUUUUGUAGCUUUAAUUUGAAAAAUUUUCAAUGUAUUAAAAAUUGUGGCCUCAUUAAGUACAAAACUACACAUCAGAAUUCCUAUAUUAUAUCUGUAGUUAUUUACUGCUCUGUAACUACAUACAAAACUUUAUUUUUAGUUCCAAAUCUAYUAACCAGAAUUCUAUUAUAGGCACCUAAAUACAUAGCAUGAGUAAAAUGGCACGACACAAUCUUAAGGUGCUUUUUGAAUCAUCAGAAAGAUUAAAUUAAGUUUUAGAUGCUUUUGUUUUGAUUAUAUUUUUUUGAAAACUCAAUCGUUGUUAAUGAGUUAUCAGAUUAAUUUAGUUUCUUUGAUAAUGUCUCUCACAAGAACCUAUUGAAUAGUUUUUUCUUUAAUUUGUACUCUGGUGGGAUAGAGGUUGCAGAACACUUUGGUAACAGAAAACAAGUUUGGAAAGACUGUAAGCAUGAUGGAAAAAGGAAUGCAAAAUAUAAGAUACCAAAAAUUUGAAAAAUUGUCCCAUUUUUAAUAACUGUAGUAUAUAUACUAGUGUUUUAUAAAUGUGUAAUAAAGGGGUCCCUCUUGAUUUUUCUCCACUUAA
Molecule: messenger RNA, 2780 nt
Organism: Urocitellus parryii (Arctic ground squirrel)
Lineage: Eukaryota; Metazoa; Chordata; Mammalia; Rodentia; Sciuridae
Gene: Atad1
Product: ATPase family AAA domain containing 1
Biological process (GO): extraction of mislocalized protein from mitochondrial outer membrane
Cellular component (GO): mitochondrial outer membrane
Molecular function (GO): ATP hydrolysis activity; ATP binding
Source: RefSeq, a predicted model, not a curated record